This is a messenger RNA of Siniperca chuatsi (mandarin fish), 4474 nucleotides long. Its product is annotated as rho-related GTP-binding protein RhoU-like. Gene Ontology annotation, biological process: small GTPase-mediated signal transduction. The coding region runs from base 670 to 1518 and encodes 282 amino acids. The record is from RefSeq and is a predicted model, not a curated record. NCBI's taxonomy places the organism in Eukaryota, Metazoa, Chordata, Actinopteri, Centrarchiformes, Sinipercidae. The transcript has 5 exons. Gene Ontology annotation, molecular function: GTPase activity; GTP binding.
UGUUUGAUUGAAUGGAUGUUAUAGGACAGAGGUAGUGAGUCAGACUGAUAAAGAAAAAGGAACUACAAUAUUUAUUGUUAUGUAUUCACUCGUUUAUUUUAUCAUUAUUCGAUUUUAUUCAGCAGAGGGGGGCAGAUUUUGUCCCAAGGAGCUCCAUUUGGGAAACUUUUCACAGUUAAAUAUAAUGUAUUCUUUUUUAACUGUUGGUAGACAGCUGCAGUGUAUGUAAUCCUUAUUCAUGGGUUUAUAUUUUAAAAAGACUCAAAUUAACCCAUUUAUGUAUUGUUUGCCCCCUGUUGCAGAAAGAUACUCACAAAAUGUACAACUCCCAAAGUUUAAAGUUUAAUUUCCAUCUUUUAAUUGGCUAAAGAGGGAGACAUACUGUAUCAUUUACUCUACUGGAUAAAGGUUUCCAGUAAGCUUAUUUCAUUUCACUUGGAAAGCUCUGGAGCUUCAUAUGGUGCUCUGCUCGCUAAGCCUCUUAGGAAUCACGACCACAGCAGAUGUAGGGAGAAUGCCAAUCAGGAGCUCCUGCUGAGCGGAGAAACCCGACGGCGGUGCCACUGCGCGCUUCGACUCUCCGCCACCGUUCACAUGAAACACACCUAAGUAUCGUUUGGCGCUUUGUGUUUGCAGUUUACAAACCUAAACAGCAGCAGAAACACAGCCAUGCUUCCUCAGGAUGUCGGGAAGCAGAAGCCACGCCGGGUGUCGGAACCGGUGUGCGGAGAAGACUGUCCCCCGGCCCCGCCUCGGCGCUUAAAGAACCGGGACUUCCCUCUGAGCGUGAAACGCCGGCGGUCCGGCUCCGCACCUGAGCGCAAGGUGAACUGCGUCCUGGUUGGAGACGGAGCGGUGGGCAAGACCAGCCUCAUCGUCAGCUACACCACCAACGGAUACCCGACAGAAUAUGUUCCUACGGCGUUUGACAACUUUACCGUGAUGGUUGUGGUUGACGGAAAGCCAGUGAGACUGCAGCUCUGUGACAUGGCUGGACAGAAAUGGGGGCUGCUCGAUGGAUCAAUCAAUGACGAGCUGGAGCGCCUCCGGCCCCUAUGCUACAAGAACGCUGAUGUCUUCCUCCUCUGCUACAGCGUAGUCCGCCCCUGCUCUUUCCGCAACUUGAUCGAAAGGUGGGUUCCUGAGAUCCGUCAGCACUGUCCCGGCGCGCCCCUGGUCCUCGCUGGCACCCAGCUGGACCUGAGGGAGGAUGUCCAUGUGCUGAUUCACCUGGCACAGAACCAGGAGCAGCCGGUGGGCACCGAGGAGGGCCAGCGGCUUGCCCAAGAGCUCGGGGCAGUGAGCUUUGCCGAGUGCUCGGCGCUGACCCAGAAGAACCUGAAGGACGCUUUUGAUUCAGCCAUCUUGGCCAGCAUCCAGCAGACAGAUAGUUGUAGCGUCCAGCAGCAGAGGCUGACUCUGAGGAAGAAGACGCCCGAUAAGAUCAAGAGCCUCUCGGAGACCUGGUGGAAGAAGAUCAACUGUCUGAUGGGAGAGCAGAGCUGUGACUUCAAGUGAACAGUUGCAUAGUUACAAACCUGGGUCAGAUCAUGUUUGCAAAUACUUGGUAGAUUUGGUUUGUUUCAGCCUGCUGACAGAAGCCACACAGGACAGAAAUGCAGGUUUGUGCCUCACAAGUUGCCAGUUCAAAUCCUCAGACUGACAGGGAAAGUGUGGACACACAUGAAGGUCAGUUUACUUGUAACAAGGACUACUACACAGCCUGUGAAAACAGUUCUGGUAGAAUCUUUUGAAAGACUGACAGUUGCUCACUUGCAUAAGACGUUAAAUUUAUAGUGAAAAGUCUUGGUUACAAACUGGGAGUGUAGAGUUUGAAAGCAGUGGCUAUUUACCAGGCAGGGAGGUUCUAAUAAGAGAUGAUUUUGAGUUGCAUUUUGGGAAGUGUCGUAUCCAGAGAUUUUAGAUUAAUUUUAGCCGAAGGGGCUUAAAGUCAGGAUAUCUUGGCUUCUACCGCUUUGAUAUUUACCGUUCUCUUUUUUAAGUCCUCCAACUUAACAGAAGUACAAUAUGUAAUUGCUGGAGUAAACCUUUAACACGCAUUAUUGCAAUGCUCUAAACCGUCAACUGCUGAAUAACACUGUUUGAUACUGUGGCUGUUCUGGUCUGCAGAUUCAGAUGAGUCUAGUACAAAGAAAAGGUUAACUGAUUCAUUUGAGUACAAAAAGCUUCUAAGAUUAAAUCAAGACGGUGACAUAUUCAAUAACCCUAACCCAUUGUGCAAACUACUGCUUUAAAAGUACAGAAUAUGAAUGCACUUUCUAUAUCAUCAGCCAAUCCUGCAUGCUCUCUAUUAAUGAAACACCUUACACAUAAAAUGAACUUUACGCUGCUGAUCGCCUGAAACAGAGAACUGCUGGCAUUUGAAGCAGGGCGAUAAGCCGAUCUUAGGCUUAGACUCUAUCAUUAUAAGGAUUUUAGGUUAGAAAACCACAGGAAACCUAAGAGGGGUUUCCGUGUUUGCUACCCGACCUGAUUCUUUCCGAAUUUGUCCUGAUGUGGGUAACCCCACCCACCUGAGGCUCGUAGGAGGUUAGAAACAAACCCCACAAAUGCUAUCAGACCCAGGUUUGGUUUGAUGCAAGGAGUCCAACAGGCUGAAGGAGAUCUAAACUUGGUUUUUGACUCAGUGUGUGCUGUUUGUCACUUUACACCCCAACAUUACUGGUACUUUGUUUGACUGUUAGUUUGUAGGUAAUUUAUUUAUUUAUUCAUUCAUGGUUAUUUUCAUUGCCAUCAUUGAUCAUGGAAUAUGCUCAGAAGCCUUGAUUAAAGUUUAUGACAACUUUAUUCAAGAUCAUUUCAUUUAACAAAAGGAACAUUUCAAGGGUGAAGAACGAAUAUCGGUGAGAUAUUUGCAGUGAUUCAGGGAACUACAUCUAUCUGUAAAAAAUAUGCAAACACUUGAGCAGCCUUCGCCUGCUUCUUCAGUGCACUUGUUCUACAACUUCUUCUCUUGAUCCAUCACCGGAAAAACACAGGACAUGUUGGCAGGUUAAUAGGGAUCAAGUGCCGCUGAUUGUCUCAUCAGCUCUCUGAUCCUCCUGACCACCUACUGACACAGCUCAACCAGAUUUAGAUGGACUUGCAUGCAUAAAAAUGCAUCCUUACCUCAGAUACAAUUUUGGAGUCAGGCAGUCAGAGGCAGAGCGUAUCCUGGGUGAUUUUCCUGUAAUCUCGGGGUAAACAGAAUAUCACCACUUUGCUCGGAUUUCCUCUCUGAUUCAGAGUCGGCCUGGUGGAGACUCCUCUGGUCGCAGGCUCCUCUAACAGGAGCAGACAGGACCACCUGGACUGGAUUAGACCAGCAUAUGGAGCCUGAUUCUCUCAACACGGCAUCUCACACCUUGAAAAGGCAGGAGAGGCAGAUUCCUCCACCUUCAAAGGUUUAUCUAGAUCUUAUGUGCAACCUGUAAGUAUGGAACAUUUAUUUAUAGCACUUCAGGUUUCAAAUGACUUUACACACACGCAAAUUCAGAGGACACUGCAUUGACUUACAUUGAUUCCCUGGAGACUCACCCUAACCUAAAAUCAUAACCACUACAUACCUACCGCCAACCCCUUCCCUAACUUUAACCUUAAACUAAGAUAAUAUUGGAUGAUUUAAGUUGUUGAGACAUGCAUUUCUUUCCCCAAAAGGGGACAAGACCCAAUAAUGUGACUGUAUAAACAGAUUUUAGUACCCACAUAAGUAAGACACAUCCAUGAACUUCACUAAACUAUACCAUACAAUCGGAUUUAUUAGUCUAAUGAUUAUGAAUGUGUACUUGAAGUACAUUAUAGGACAUCUCAUACAAAGUACUGUACUGUAAAAAUUUGGUUUGGCCUUCUACAGACUGUGUGAUAAUGACAAAAAAUGGCCAUCAAAGUCAUUGUGAAGAAAGUUUUUUUUGUGAUGUAUGUUGCAAAGCAAAAGCGUGUAGAGUAUAUUGGUUUAACUCUUAAGAAACAGUCAUCCGCAUCAUGUCAACUUCCUUGGUUUUAUGUAAUUUUCAGCACCACUCUGUCCAGAGACAUUACAGGAGAAGACAGGGUAAGUUUAACAGGUGACCUCCCUUAACCUGGCCUAAAUUCCCUCAGAGUUACAAACAGCUUGAGAGAUUUUACAGGCAGGUGCGGUUACCUCUCUGAGCAUCUGGCUACUCCUACUGAUCACCUCAGGUCUUUCAGUCACUGAAGGAGUGUUCAUAUUUUAAACAGCGGAUCCUUCUGACUGAAAAAACUGUAAGAGGCCUAACCAUUACCUGCAUACAUAUUGUACGGUAUGUUUACACCAAUUCAUGUUUCCAUUCAUCUACUUCUAGUUUGGUUUAUUUAUUUAUUUAUGUAUGUGCUAAUGAAACAAUUAGAAAUUUAGGAGUCUUUUGUAAGAUGUAGACCAUUGACUGUUUGAAUUACAUUUUAUUUCUGCUCUUUGCUAUAAUAAAUCCAAUUAAGGAAGACUGGAAGAAUCAGA